AUCGCACUCCACUCCACUGCUGUUGGCAUCCUUCAAAGGAGUUUCUGAGGACCGAGGUGGAAGCAGUUUCUGGUCUCACGCAUCUUGGCGCCGUUGUCUAUAUCUUCAGGUUCUUCGUUAGCUGGGUCGCAUAGGAUGGCUUUACAAGCGGUGCUCCAGGGUGGGCUCUCUCGGUUGUCCUUGAGUGACGCGGUAUGUAGCGCCCGAUCCCAGCGUCGCUCAGGCCCGCAGGAUCCAAGCAUCUACCAGAGGGCAUCAGUGCCCCUAGAAAACAUUGCUAGACAUGGAUGGGGCUCCUCAAGUGGCCAGUCAGCAAUGCUUCGAGAGGUGCAUCAUGAAGGAUGCGGCGUUCCUUGCAGUUUGUUUGGAAAACGGAGAAGGCAUGUGGGAAUAAGCAUGGCUACUGCUGCUGCCCCUGCCCCGGCGCCUUCUCCAACAGAACCAGAGGUGGAGCCUGAAGAGCAGCCCCGUGCGUUCCACAGUGUGGGGGAUGCCAUGACGCGGGGUGCGCUCAUUUGUGCUACGGUGGACACCACUGUUGAUGAAGCGCUGGAGUUUCUGGUGGACAACCGUAUCACAGGCAUGCCCGUGGUGGAUGACGCGGGCAAGCUGAUUGGCGUGGUGUCGGACUACGACCUGCUGGCGCUGGACUCCAUCUCAGGUCCCCCCCAGCAGGAGACCGGCCUCUUCCCCUCCACCAAGAGUACCUGGAAGGCGUUUAAGGAGAUUCAAAAGCUGCUGAACAAGACGCACGGCAAGACGGUGGGGGACGUGAUGACGCCCAACCCCCUUGCGGUGCGGCCCAUGACCAACCUCGAAGACGCGGCCAGGUUGUUGCUUGAAAGCAAGUUCCGCAGGCUCCCUGUCGUAGACCAGGCAGGAAAACUGGUGGGGCUUUUAACAAGAGGAAAUGUUGUCAGAGCAGCGCUCUUGUCAAGAAAGGCUGCAAGCUCUCGGCAGGGAGAUGCGGCUUUGAAAGGUGAUUAAUGCUCCAUGCUUUAUUGAACUGUAGUUAGCA
This is a messenger RNA of Klebsormidium nitens, 1018 nucleotides long. The record is from the annotation of a GenBank genome assembly. NCBI's taxonomy places the organism in Eukaryota, Viridiplantae, Streptophyta, Klebsormidiophyceae, Klebsormidiales, Klebsormidiaceae.